Molecule: messenger RNA, 1300 nt
Organism: Folsomia candida
Lineage: Eukaryota; Metazoa; Arthropoda; Collembola; Entomobryomorpha; Isotomidae
Exons: 4
Coding region: 237-986 (249 amino acids)
Source: RefSeq, a predicted model, not a curated record
GACCACCUUGUGCAUAAUGGUAUCCUAAUAUUAAGCAAGCAAAGCAACCCGUCUUCUAAAUAAAUACGUAUGGACAUAUGUAUUUGCAUAUGUAUGUAUGUACAUAUGGACAUACCAGGAAAUACUUACGACCCACAUGACAAAUCUGACAGUUGAAGAUUCACAAUUAUUUAAUUUAUCAGUACAAUUGGCUGAGAAUGAUAAUUAGGGAACUUAUUUAAAUAUUUAGUUUUAAAAUGUUGGCAGAAAAAAUGAUUGAGAAAAUACCCUUCGUCAAGUGUGCCAAGUGGGGGAUGGUUUUAGAUUUGGUUUUGACGCUGGCUAUAUUUAUUUUAUACACGGCGUUAUGGAUGGGAGUUUCUGUACAGAUUUCUACCCUACUUUUGGAGGGGGAUAAUAAAAUCGGGGACGAUUUGGCACCUGCCAUGUUAAUGAUUACAAGAUUUGCAAUAUUGGUCGUCUCUCUGUUAAUAAAUCUGGUGGAGUUGGCAGCCAUAAUAUUUUUGCUUAAUGCGAUACAACAGGACAGUCCAGUCCUCGAUGUCGCCCGAUUUGGCCGAUUUUACAUCAAAGUCUUUCUAUUUUUCACGACAUUUAUCGCAAUUUGUGUCCUCACACGGGGAAAAUCGGGUCGUUCUUAUAUCACACUGGCGAUCCAAUUACUACGCGUCAUCCCUGCCCUUCUAGUUCACAAAUUCGUCCGUGAAUUAGAAUACGAAGCUUUCGAAGGGUUGAAGAAAGUCGACCUUAAAGCGGACGACAUCGCCGCAUCACGAAUCGAUUUACGCAUCAUCGAACAACUAAAAGAGCGUCAAGAGCAGAUAACUUGCAAGUCACGUGUCGACCUCGUGGAGCAGAUUGGUCGCCGAAAACUCACCCCACCGCACGGCCCCCCGCCCCCAAUUCCGCCCCGAUUAACUAAGAGUCAGGCGAGUCUGCACUUUUCGAGAGAAUCCAUCGUCGCAGAGGUGCACACGCUGGUGUAAAAAAAGACACUUUUGUAACAAAAUUUUUGUUAUGUUUUUUUAAAUCUAUGUCGAAAUUAAUGCAAUUUUUUAAGAAUUUAUUUUGUAUGGACUCAGAAAUUGAUGUAAAUAUGUAUGUGUAAAAUGUUAUUAAUCGUGAUAUUUUUUGAUGCAAUACACAAAAUUGCCAUGAUUUUUGGGCUUUAUAUACUCUUUAUAAAUAUUUACAUAUAGAAAUUUAGUUAAGGAAUUUGCAAUAAUUGUUCAUGAAAUGAAACUUGAAUGGAAUUUAUAUAUGUAGUUCGCAUAGUAAAAUAAAACAAGUGUUAAUUAUU